AUGCCCAGAACUAUCACAACGGAUCAAGGUCGUCAAUUCGAAUCUGGACUUUUCAAACGUCUCACCUCUACAUUUGGGAUUGAACGUCUACGGACCACCAGUUAUCACCCACAACCCAAUGGUAUGGUCGAACGUUUUCACCGUCAUCUAAAAGCGGCCAUCAUCUGUCACCCGGAAUCAAGCUGGCUCCAAGCCCUCCCUCUAGUCCUGCUUGGUAUCCGAAACGUAUACAGAGAAGAUUUAACAACGUCCUCUGCUGAACUAGUAUACGGAGAACCCUUACGUCUACCUGGAUCACUCCUUGCCAGCCCUCCGGGGUUGGGACGCAGUGAAGACAUCUCUGACCUUGUUAUCAGGCUGCAACGUCAAACAUCUCGCCUUCAACCUGUCUCUGGCUCAGCUCACAGCAAACCUCAGACAUUUGUCUUCCAGGAAUUAUCAACAUGCACUCAUGUUUUCUUACGUGACGAUACUGUGCGUCGAGCCCUGCAACCUCCCUACAGCGGACCUCACAAAGUGCUCAGCCGUGACGACAAAACUAUGACCAUCCAGAUCGCAGAUAGAAGCUCUAAAGUAAGCAUUGACAGAGUGAAGCCUGCUUACAUCCUACCUGACCCUUCCCCAAAGCCUCAACCAAGAAGCGCCCACACACCGGUACCCAGCAUCGAUACACCUGCUGCAGACCCGGACAACGCAACACCAGAGUACGCUACCAGAUUUGGUCGCAAUGUGCGUUUACGGCUUGAUCCCUGA
Homalodisca vitripennis (glassy-winged sharpshooter) is the source of this 753-nucleotide messenger RNA. RefSeq lists its product as uncharacterized. NCBI's taxonomy places the organism in Eukaryota, Metazoa, Arthropoda, Insecta, Hemiptera, Cicadellidae. The transcript has a single exon. The coding region runs from base 1 to 753 and encodes 250 amino acids. Gene Ontology annotation, biological process: DNA integration. Gene Ontology annotation, molecular function: nucleic acid binding. The record is from RefSeq and is a predicted model, not a curated record.